Molecule: messenger RNA, 315 nt
Organism: Penicillium angulare
Lineage: Eukaryota; Fungi; Ascomycota; Eurotiomycetes; Eurotiales; Aspergillaceae
Exons: 1
Coding region: 1-315 (104 amino acids)
Source: RefSeq, a predicted model, not a curated record
AUGGAGUUUUGGUCGGGUUUACCCAGUCUAGAACAUCCACUACGCAUGGAUAUUCUUUGCCGCAGUGACAAAGUACGACCGAUCUACACUCCAGAUACAGUACGGAGUAGUAGUGGACCUGUCAAAGGCUCAAAGUAUGCACCGCCUCCUCCUCCCCCGAGUCCUACCACCAGUGGAGAAGGCUCAGACUCUGCUGAGCAACGGAGAAUUCGGGUAGCGCAAUUUCUUGGCACUGUCAGAGGUGAUGCCGAUGAUCUGCCGAUCCUACUCCUUCGGGGCGGAAUUCGAAGAGAAAUGCGUCGUACGCUCAAAUAA